Molecule: messenger RNA, 463 nt
Organism: Wasmannia auropunctata (little fire ant)
Lineage: Eukaryota; Metazoa; Arthropoda; Insecta; Hymenoptera; Formicidae
Product: phosphatidylinositol 4-kinase alpha-like
Exons: 2
Source: RefSeq, a predicted model, not a curated record
AUGCAAUCCAUCAGCAGUAACUACUACACGGGCAAUAAUACCUCCAGUAAUAACUACACACCUGGCAGUCGGUCUUUUUCUUAUGUCUGCAACAAUCCGCUUAAGGUUUUUUAUUUGGAUCAGAGGAAUCAGGAUAUGACUAUUGCAUUGGGGAUUUAUUUUUUGGAGUCCAGUCUGCAGCACCGGGAUACAAUUUUGCUGUAUUUAUUGAGAUUGUUGUGCCAAUUUCCAAAGGUUGUAUGGCGAGACGAGGUGAGGUGUUUGCUUUUGCUCGCCGAGCGGGGAGUACCGGUCGCGGAACGUUUCAGCUUUUGCCUCAACACACUGUUGAGCGACAUGGCGGCCAGGUGCGAGCCAACGCGAGAAGAAAUCAUCUCGACGCAGGUCGAGAUACUCACUGUCCUGACCAAUUUGAUACGCAGAUACAAGAAACAGAAUAGCAGUAGAGGCUUGCAAGCAAAAA